This is a messenger RNA of Ciona intestinalis (vase tunicate), 1479 nucleotides long. RefSeq names its product equilibrative nucleobase transporter 1-like. The record is from RefSeq and is a predicted model, not a curated record. Gene Ontology annotation, molecular function: transmembrane transporter activity. Gene Ontology annotation, biological process: transmembrane transport. Lineage: Eukaryota; Metazoa; Chordata; Ascidiacea; Phlebobranchia; Cionidae.
AUGAGGGAAAUAAAACAUUUGGCGUCUUUAAUUACUGCAGUACUUGAAACACUAUGUUUCAGCGGAAUGGUUUAUGGCUGGGGAUCAAUGAGUUAUAUGUUGGAAAAAGAAGGAUAUUUUAAUUCGACUUGUAACAAUUCCGUCGGUUCUCUUAACCCAGCAACUCCUAACGCAGAUGCGGUGGAGUAUGCGGCACCUGCUUCGAAUUUAUUUCUUGAAGGACAAACCGAGGCCGAAUGUGAAAAGCAAGAGAAAAUGUUAACUUUAGUUUUCACGCUUUCCUCUGUCAUUUCAUCGGCUCUUAUCAUCAUUACUGGGUAUAUUUUCGAUAAAUUUGGUACUUGGGUGGUUCGAUUCUGUGGAAUAUCUCUAUACAUAGUAGGGUGGUUAAUCAUGGCCGUCACGACCAGAAUGGAAUCUUGGGCCGUAUUUCUCGCCAUGAUACUUGUUGGGAUUUCAGGCUUUCCUUUGGUUAUCUCAAAUGUUUCUAUUUCUAAUUUAUUUCAAAAUCACCGGGUGUUGGUUAUAUCCGUUAUAAACGGUGCGUUUGACUCGUCAGCAGUGACUUUUGCCUUGAUGAAAAUCGCUUACGACAGUGGAAUAGAGUUCAGUUACAUCAUGUACUUCAUGACUGCCUGUGCCGUGUUAAUGAUUGCGCGUUUCUUGUUUCUUAUGCCACGGAUGCAUAUUCCCUCUAUUGUGAGAGAUGAUUUCGAAUACGGUCUACAAUGUUGCAAAAUGAGACAGCAAUCACCUGGAGAAGAAGAAAUGAAUGAAUAUGGAAGUCUUAUAGAAAGAGAACCGGAGAACACUGCGAGCUUAAAGUCUUGCCUACUAAGUGUCAGUUUUAUAUUAAACUGUAUUCAUUUAGGCUCACUUCAAUUACGCACCCAAUUCUUCUACGGAACAACCAAGCCUUGGUUAGUACAAGUAGAUCACGACAAUCCAAAUGAAACCAGCACCUAUUUAAACGCAUUUGGUAUCAUUCAGUUGUGCGGCCUUCUGGUAUCUUCACUAGGAGGGAUUCUUACCGACUUUUGUAUCAAGAAAUUCUCGGUUACUUCGAGUGUGACAUUAGCCACUAGGAGAGCUGUUGCUAUAUAUAUCGGUUUAAGCAGUGUUUUCGCUAUCCUGUUUUCCAUAAUCGUUCUUGUACCAGUGUUGCCUUUACAAUAUUUAGCAUUUUUCCUGCAAGUUACAUUUCGCUCAUUUCUGUAUGGUGCCAACGCGACUUUUCUGAUUACAAUGUUUCCAGAAGCAUACUUCGGAAAACUAUAUGGGUUUACCGUUUUCUUCGCUGCUAUUAUAGCGCUUUUACAAUAUCCACUCUUUGACGCCGUGACUUACAUAUACGGUGGGGACUUCACUGUUAUCAACAUUUCGCUGCUGAUAAUAUCGAUUGCAACAAUAAUUCAUCCCAUAGUUUUGUACGUGAGACCAGUUACGGUCACAAGAUCUGCAAAUCAUGAUGAAGGUUAA